Molecule: messenger RNA, 3405 nt
Organism: Prunus mume (Japanese apricot)
Lineage: Eukaryota; Viridiplantae; Streptophyta; Magnoliopsida; Rosales; Rosaceae
Source: RefSeq, a predicted model, not a curated record
AUGGCCUUCAGCACCCAGAGAGCCUCUACAUCUCGUACUUCAGCUGAAUCGGCUCCCCCACAUUGGAAGCAUGAUGUGUUUUUGAGUUUCAGGGGAGAGGACACUCGCAGGGGUUUUAUAUCUCAUUUAUACCACGAACUGCAGUACUGGCAAGCAAUAAAAACUUUCAAGGACGACCGAGACCUUGAAAUAGGAGCAAGUAUUUCUCUGGAGCUGUUGACCGCAAUCGGACAAUCACAUCUUGCCAUCAUUAUUCUCUCCCCAAAUUACGCUUCUUCCACCUGGUGCUUGGAUGAACUUUCAAAGAUUCUUGAAUGCAUGAAAGACAGCAAGAGAAUUAUACCAAUAUUUUUUAAGGUUGAUCCUUCCGAUGUGCGAAAUCAAAGGGGGAGUUUUACGGAAGCGUUCACGAAGCAUGAAGAAAAGUUCAGUGAAGAUGUAGACAAGGUGAAGCGGUGGAGAGAUGCUUUAAAAGAAGUUGCCAAUCUCUCUGGGUUGGAUUCAAAGAAUUAUCAGUAUGUAUGCAUGCAUGAAACAGAGCUUAUCAAAGUCGUUGUCAAACGUGUGUGGACCAAAGUUACUCCAUAUAGGUUGUUAGAUUCUCAAGAGAAGUUAGUCGGAAUUGAUUUUGCCCUUGAGAAACUACGUUUACAAUUAGACCUCGAGGCAAAUGACGUUCGCUUUAUAGGGAUAUGGGGGAUGGGUGGGUUAGGCAAAACAACCCUUGCUAACCUAGUUUUUGAAAGAAUUUCCCAUAAUUUUGAACUGAGCUCGUUUCUAUCUAAUGUGAGAGAGGUUUCUGCAAAACAUGGUACUCUAGUUGAUCUACAAAAACAACUUCUUUCCCCAAUCUUAAAGGAAAAUAUUAUCCAAGUUACAGAUGAACGGUCAGGAAUCUCUUUCACUAGAAAAUGUUUAUGCAAUAAAAAGGUACUUAUCGUCCUUGAUGAUGUGGAUCAAUUGAAACAACUCGAAACACUGGUUGGAGAUAAAAAUUGGUUUCGUUUGGGGAGUAGAAUUGUCAUCACAACUAGAAAUGAACGUCUACUAGUUGAACAUGGUAUAUCGAUACCAUAUGAGGUCAAGGUAUUAAAUGAUGAUGAAGCUCUUGAGCUGUUCAGUGAAAAGGCCUUCAAGAAAAGUCAGCCUCAGGAAGGUUUCUUGGAAUUAUCUAAGCGUUUCCUACAAUAUGCCAAAGGUCUUCCAUUAGCUCUUAAAACUUUGGGGAGUUCUUUGUAUAGGAGAGAUCAAUGUACAUGGAAAAGUGCGUUGAAUAAUCUAGAGAAAAUUCCUAAUCCAACAAUUUUUCACUCACUCAAAGUAAGUUAUGAUGGACUAGAAGAGAUAGAAAAGAAAUUUUUUCUCGAUGUUGCAUGUUUCCAUAAAGGGAAGCAUAAAGAGCAUGUAAUUGAAAUACUUGACAAGAUCCAUGACAUUUCCAGUCUCUUUGUGAUAGAUAUUCUUAUUGAGAAGUCUCUCUUUACUAUAAAAAACAACCUUUCUGACAACAGGGUUGAGAUGCAUGAUCUCGUACAAGAAAUGGCAUGGGAAAUUGUUCGUCAAGAGUCUAUCCAAGAGCCUGGUCAACGCAGUCGUUUGUGGCUUCGCGAUGAUAUCUCUCAUGUAAUCAUGAACAAUACGGGAACCGGAGCAAUUGAAGCCAUUGGCUUGCGUUUGCCGAAAUUAGAAGAGGUGAAUUGGAAUUGUACUGAAGCCUUCCUUAAGAUGCACAGAUUAAGGCUUCUUCAGUUUGAUAAUGUGAUCGUUUCUUCAGCCCCCAAAGAUCUUCCAAAUUCCUUAAGAACUAUCAGGUGGAAUUGGUACCCUUCUAAAUCACUCCCAUCAAGUUUUGAACCACGUUUCCUUGUUGAACUAGAGAUGCGUCGUAGCAAACUUUUACAGCUUUGGGAUGGAGCAAAGGUCUUGCCAAACUUGAAAUGUAUGGACCUUAGUUACUCUGAUCAAUUGACAAGUACCCCAGAUUUCACAGGCGUUCCAAAUCUUGAGAUUUUGCGGCUACGAUAUUGUAAGAAUUUAGUUGAGGUUCACUGGUCUUUUGCAGUUCUCAAAAAGCUAAAAUAUUUGAUACUUGAGGGAUGUGGAAGUAUUAAGAGUCUCCCAAGUGUGGUGGAAAUGGAUUCUCUUGAAUGGUUUAGUCUCUUUGGCUGCUCAACAGUGAAAAACAUUCGAAGAUUUGUGGAACAGCUGAAUAAUUUGUCCCAUCUUUGUUUAUAUGGGAUUGCUAUUGAGCAGAUACCUCCAUCAAUUGGACGCCUUGUCGGCCUUAAAGAGCUGGAUUUGAGAAACUGCACCAAAAUUAACAAAAUGCUGUUAUCUUCUCUAAAAUGUUUCACGUCCUUGGAAACUUUAGACUUGAGUAGUUGUAAUAUUGAUGAAGGAGCCAUCCUUGCUGAUAUUGGCUGCUUGUCUUCCUUACAAACCUUGAUGCUUUGUGGAAACGAUUUCGUUAGCCUUCCCUCAAGCAUUAGAUUCCUUUCCAAGCUUGAUUUUCUUGGAUUGAUAGGGUGCGAAAGGCUUGAGCGAUUGCCAGAUCUUCCUCCAAAUAUAGAAAUGGUAGAUGUAGACGAUUGUAUAUCCUUAAAAAGGUUGCCGGAUCCAUCAAGGCCAGGACCCAAUUUGUAUGAUUUUAGGUUUACUUGUCUUAAUUGCUUCAAAUUGGUUGAAGAGGAAGACUGGAUUAAUGCAAUAUUUGAAAUGAUAAGGACAGCAGCCAUUGAGGGAAUGCUCUUAAAAAAUAAUGGUAAUUCUUUUGCUCCAGUGAGCUGUAUUGUAUGCCCUGUAUGUGAAAUUCUAGAGUGGUUUGGUAAUCCAAGUGUGGGAGACUCAAUAACUGUGGAGCUGCCUCUCCCUCCACACCCGUCAAAUAGCAGCGACUGGGUUGGGAUUGCUUUAUGUGUUGUUUUUGAUGAUUCUGAAUAUUUUGAUAGUCCUGCAUCCCUUCUUGGAUAUGAGUAUUUCAAAAUUGAAGUUCGAUCAUCUCAGAGAUAUUUGAAUGACCCUCAAUUCUUUCUUACUGAGAUGAUUUUGUCAGAACACCUUUGGGUUUUUUAUUUGCCUCGCAAUCAUCCAAGCCUCACGGAUGCCUCAACCAGUCAUCGGUUUUCGUUCGAAACGCAUUAUUCUUCAAUUACAGGUUUGGAAGAACUUAAAACAAGCUCUAUUAUAAAGGAAUGUAGGGCCCGUUUGGUGUACAAGAGAGAUUUGGAAGAAUUCAGCCGUUUGAUGUACGUUGACGAGGCAGGUCCAAUUGGUAGUAGUGGAAGUGAUAGCUCUGAUGAUGACUAUGAACGAGGAAUUGGGAGCUCUGAUGAUGAUGAUGAACGAGGAAUUGGUAGCUCUGAUGUGGAUGAUGAACCAGUCAGCAAAAGAUUGAAGAAAGUCUAA